AAAAAGCGAAAUGCCUCAUAAAACAUAUGAAGAAAUCUUGUUACAAACGUGUAAGCGUAAAUAAAUUAGUUAUAGUAAAAAAGUACAGGCCAGCUAUAAAAAAGGUUCAGAGGACACCAACUGAAUUAUUUUGUGGCUUAUGUAAUUUCUCGUCCUCCAGUAGCAAUGACUUGAAGCAACAUUUGAAUGAACAUUGGGAGAAAAAUAAUUUACAGUGCGGGUUGUGCAAUUACAUUGGCAAGGAUCUCGCUGAAAUGGUAGGACACAGAUCGACACAUCAACCCGACGAGUUCUUUUCGAUACUGGCUAACAGAGUAUGCCACAUAUGCGAUAAGAGGAGUGUAACAAUAAUGAGAUUGCAGUACCAUUAUAGGUCGGCUCAUUUGAACAAAGAUGGCGGCCUUUGUUCGGUAUGCCGCAAAACGUUCCGUUGUUACAAAGCCUGGAGGAAUCAUGAGAGGCUGCAUAAAGGCGGCAGAUAUAUCUGUGAUCUUUGUGGACAUAAGUUCUUAUAUAGGCAUCAAAUAAAGAUACAUCUGGCGGAACAUUCGGACGUAAGAAGUUGUAUUUGCGAUAUAUGUGGUAAAGGUUUUAAGAGGGCGUCGUAUUUAAAGGAACACAUGAACACUGUACACACAAAAGAGCCAGUAAAAUGUACACACUGUGAUAAAAUAUUUAAGUGUCCGGCAAAUUUGAAAGAACAUUUGAAGUACAUCAAUAAAGAGAAAAAUUUUCAGUGCGAAGUGUGUUUGAAAUAUUUUUCAUCGCCAACUUCGCUCAAGAACCACAUGUUCUGGCACUCCGGUGAAAGGCCUUACAGUUGUGAGAAAUGCGGGGCGAAAUACAAGGCGAAGUCGCAACUGAAGAUUCAUAUGAGAAAGCAUACUGGACAGAGACCUUAUCCGUGCGAACAGUGUGAUAAAUGCUUUUCAACUUCGAUGCAACUUAAGCGUCACAGAAGCGUCCACACUGGGGAUCGCCCAUACAAAUGCAUGAUUUGCACCCGAUCGUUCUAUUACAAGAAGUUGUUAUUGACACAUUGCACUUUGAAGCAUAAACGUGUUGAUGUAAAGUCUGAAAUAAGCUCACAGUAA
Molecule: messenger RNA, 1094 nt
Organism: Parnassius apollo (apollo)
Lineage: Eukaryota; Metazoa; Arthropoda; Insecta; Lepidoptera; Papilionidae
Source: the annotation of a GenBank genome assembly